Molecule: messenger RNA, 1602 nt
Organism: Eublepharis macularius
Lineage: Eukaryota; Metazoa; Chordata; Lepidosauria; Squamata; Eublepharidae
Gene: PAIP2
Product: poly(A) binding protein interacting protein 2
Exons: 4
Coding region: 167-541 (124 amino acids)
Biological process (GO): negative regulation of translational initiation
Cellular component (GO): cytoplasm
Molecular function (GO): mRNA regulatory element binding translation repressor activity
Source: RefSeq, a predicted model, not a curated record
AUCCGGCUUGUGGGGUGCUGGUUGGUGGUGGUGGUGGUUGUGUUUCCAAAGGAAGGGGGUGGUAGGUGGAGGGAGCCCGAGUCAAGAAGAGGAAGACGCAGCGGCCAGCUCGGAGCCUCCACAUCAGUCCCAGUCCUGCACGAGGCUUAAGCUCAAAGGCGCAACCAUGAAAGACCCAAGUCGCAGGAGUACUAGUCCAAGCAUCAUCAAUGAAGAUGUGAUCAUGAAUGGUCACUCUCAUGAGGAUGAUAAUCCAUUUGCUGAGUAUAUGUGGAUGGAAAACGAAGAGGAGUUCAACAGGCAGAUUGAAGAAGAGUUGUGGGAAGAAGAAUUUAUAGAACGUUGCUUCCAGGAGAUGCUGGAAGAGGAGGAAGAACACGAGUGGUUUAUUCCGGCAAGAGAUCUCCCACAAACAAUGGAUCAAAUCCAGGACCAGUUUAAUGAUCUUGUUAUCAGUGACAGUUCAUCACUGGAAGAUCUGGUGGUCAAGAGUAAUCUUAAUCCAAACGCAAAGGAGUUUGUUCCUGGGGUGAAGUACUAAAUAUAUGAGUAGACUGGGCCCUCUUUUGGUGGAUGUAGCACAAUUUCCACACUGUGAAGCCAGUAUUAGAAGAUUUAAUUGUUAAAACGCUCUCUCUUCUUGUCACUGUGUUACACUUACGCAUUGCCAAAGUUUUGUUAGUCUUGCAUGCUUAAUAAAAGUGCUGAGACUGUUAUUAAGUCAACUGCUGUUAAUGAGGUUAAUGAAAUGGAAAACAGGAAAUACUGCAAUUGGACCCAGGCUUUUUUUUGUGAAGGAAGACAGUGAGGUAGGAAGGCACCAGUCAAGUUGAGAAAAGUACCAAGUUUCUGAGAAACUCUCGCAAAAUUCUGUGUCUUAGAAGGAUUCAAACUUUGACCAAAAAAAAAAGUGGUCUGUUUUUAACAAAACGAUGAGUUGGUGUUGCUAAGCACCCGACGAUGCCUUAAUGUGACAGUUAAAAGCAAGGUUAUCUGAUUAUGCAGACUAGCUGAAUUUCAGUACUGCUACUAACUCUUCCCUCUAUCAAGCGAAGUUUCACGCUCUUCUUUUUGAGAAAAGUGUGACUAAUGUAUUAUACCUGAAACUGCUUUUACAGACCUGUACAGAGUUCUUUACCUUGGCGACGGACCUGGUUGGGGAGCAGGGUGGGAGAAAUGACUGGAAGAUGAAAUUGCAUUUACAGCAAGUUAUCAUGUCGGAGCGUCUGUCCCACUUCUGAAUUUCUAGUGACAGUGACGAGAGGUUGUGCAUCACAAUUUCUUCCAGGAAUCCAGAAACAUGGCACUGCCUAUAUAAAAUUCUGCAACCUUAAAGAGUUGGGUUUACCUGUAAAACAUUAGCGUUAGUGAUUUGAGUGGUGCUUUUCCCUUGCUUUGUUUAAUCAUCACUACACCAAUAGUCUACAGCACAACUUUUUUUAAAAAAAUACAGCUUAGAACAGUUUUGGCUUCUUAAACUUCAUAUUUGGGUAGCAUAAGCUGCCAUACGUGUUCAGUGUGAAUAGUGUUUAAGUUGAAAAUAUUGUAAAAAAAUUAUAUUUUUUCAAAAAUAUUUAAAAAAAUAAAUAAUAGUAGAAACGA